Messenger RNA from Exophiala dermatitidis NIH/UT8656, 811 nucleotides. RefSeq lists its product as uncharacterized. The transcript is spliced from 3 exons. NCBI's taxonomy places the organism in Eukaryota, Fungi, Ascomycota, Eurotiomycetes, Chaetothyriales, Herpotrichiellaceae. The coding region runs from base 158 to 652 and encodes 164 amino acids. The record is from RefSeq and is a predicted model, not a curated record.
ACAGAAAAUCCCGUCCUCUUUAUCUGCGAUAUUCAGGAAAAGUUCCGCCAGGCGAUCUGGGAGUUUCCGAAAGUGAUCACCACGAGCCAAAAGAUGGUCAAAGCAGGUAUGUAGGUGUUUGCUAUAGCGAACGGAUCAGGUACUCGAGCCCACAUACAUGCAAACACCGCACGGCAAUUCCAUCUUCCUACUCUUGACACCGAUAUCAACGGGGAGUGCUGAACAUCCCACGCCGUCUCGGAUGUACAGUAUGCUCGUAGUCGCUCCAUCAAGCAACUCAAGAGAAAAAGAGUUCCUUUCCCAUUCCCGCAGUUCCUGCUGCUCUUGCUACUGUCACAUUAAUCUUCCCUUCCCACUAUACGUCUCUCCAUCCAUUCGUCCAUAUAUCCGUCCACCACCAUCGUUCCACCGAUCCAAACACACCCUACCUACCUACCUAACUAACUCCAUCCCCUGGGUGUUCUACAGCCAACAUCCUCAAUAUCCCAAUCUACAUAACAACCCAAAACGCCGCGCGUCUCGGCCCAACCGUAUCCGAACUCACAGACCUAUUAUCCCAAUCCUCCGAUUCCCAAUCCUCCGAUCGCCCCGAAGAAAUCGACAAAACAGCAUUCAGCAUGCUCGUCCCCGACCUAUUGCGACGUCUACCUGAACAAUCUCAGACCCAAUCUCAACCCCCAUCCCAAGUUCGAACGUCAUCGUCUCCGUCCCACCGUCUCAGCAUCAUAAUCACCGGCAUCGAAACCCACAUCUGCGUGACCCAAACAGCUCUCGACCUCCUCGACCGCGGCCACAGGGUCUACAUUCUCCA